This is a messenger RNA of Soboliphyme baturini, 342 nucleotides long. The record is from the annotation of a GenBank genome assembly. NCBI's taxonomy places the organism in Eukaryota, Metazoa, Nematoda, Enoplea, Dioctophymatida, Soboliphymatidae.
AUGACGUCGCAUACAAAUUUUCCUUAUAACCGGAAACGUACGGUUUAUGUCGGCGGUUUCGGCGAGGAGGUGAACGACAAAGUACUCCACGCAGCGUUCGUGCCUUUUGGUGACAUCGUCGACGUGUCGAUCCCGUUGGACUACGAGAGCCAGAGCCACCGAGGCUUCGGCUUCGUCGAGUUCGAGCUGGAGGCCGACGCCAUGGCCGCCAUUGACAAUAUGAAUGACUCUGAGCUAUUCGGCAAGACGAUCCGCGUGAACUUCGCCCGGCCACCAAAGCCAAACGAAAGGACGACCAGGCCGGUAUGGGCCGACGACGAAUGGAUUAAGAAAUUCGGGUGA